UGACAGAGUUGAAAUUCUGUUUUGUUUUUGUUGUGGCACAUUAGAAAUAGUGGCAAAAAAAUUUUAGAUUUGCGUUGUUUUUCGUGCUUUGCGAUAUGAAGCGUGAUAUUAAAUUUGUAAUAUUUUAUUUAGUUGCGAUACAAUUAUGGUUCAUCAAUUGUGUAAAUGCAGACGCUGAGGAAGAUAGUUGGAUGGAUGCAGAUGCCUGGGCAAGAGAUCAUCUAGGUACAAAUGCAUUUCAUACAGCAAUUGGUAAAUGUUGUAAAUGUUCAGACGAUAUAACUAUUUCUGGCAAUUCUGAAGUACCAUUGAAGGAACAACAACAAACAAUUGGAGAAGAUGCAGCGUCAAUAAUAUAUUUUAAAAAGUUCAUUACAAUGUUGUUUAAUCGGAAACAUUUCAAGUAUGAUUCAACAUUACAAGUAUAUGAACGUUCUGUUGUGUUUACUGUUGAGUCAUCUCAACUGGAUAAGCUAGAACAACUGCAAGACCCUCGUGAUUUAGACAACAUACUAGCGGAUAUUUUUAAUAAGGUGCGUGCUCCAAAUAUGUUCAGCGAUGGUCACAAGCAACUACAUACAACAGAAGCAUCAUCCGGAUUCAUAAAAAUAGUGUUUGAAAUAUUUUAUGAUAUGUUGCAUCUAACAAAAACAUCUGAGGUACGAUUUCUUUUAGUUGUUGUUAUUGUCAUACUAAUUGCCUGGAUUUUAAACAAUCGCUUUAAUAUUGGUUGGUUGUCUUUGAUUUUUGGCGGCAUCUUUAUAUAUGGAUACCUACAUACUUACCUGGAAUGCAAUAGGGAACUGGAAGUAAAUCAAAUGUUGGAAAUCUUAAAUCGCGACAAGGGAAGCGAUAAAGUCAUUAAAGAAUCAAGGAUCGUAAAAUUUUUGAAAGGCAUAUUUUCUAGUGAUGACCCUCAGGAUUUACAACAGCAAAAAUUAAAACAAUCAGCGAAAUUGUCUUUAGGUUUUUGCAGGCCUGAUCAUGUGCUAAUAAUGUAUUUUAAUGACAUUUUCCUCAAAUAUUUACAAGUGCUUUUAGAGCAAUGCACCAUAACGUUAACAUCAUUCAAUGGUGCGCUAGGGUUUCCCUACAACAUAUUGUCGGGAAUUCUUCUAGUUUGCAUAAUUGGGUAUAUUUUAAAGUUAACUUUUAAAUAUAUAUUAAGUCCCUCUGCAUGGGCACAUUUAAUGCACCGGAAUCAAACUUAUCAGCCAGAGCAAGCAGCUAUUAAAAGCAGAACAAACUCACAAAGUGAUCGCAUAUCUGGUGAUAAUUUGAAAUUAUUAUUGAAUGCAAUAAAUGCUGCACCUCAACGAAAUACAGCAUCAUUGGCAGCCGUGUCAGGAGUAGAAGACCUAAAAGAAGCUAUAGAACCACCACCGUCCAAAAAUAUUUCACCAACUCUUGAUAAAUGUAAGGACAGUAGAAAACAAAAUAAUAAUAAUUCAAAUGAAAAGCCGUUAAAUGAAAACACCAAUGUUACGGUUGAAGAUUUGCCCGAUGAUUCAUAGUACAUAUUUAAUAUUAUUUCUGCUUUGCAGUUUAAAGUCAUUAUUAUAAGUGUUCUAAAUUAUGUUGAUAUUAGUAUUCGCUUAAAGUUUGUUUAUGAAAGCAAACAAAAAAAAAUAUUUUUACGAUUUGUAUUUGAUUUUUAUUAAAUUAUUUAUUUAUAUAUUUUAUCAUAUGCCAUUUUCCAGUACACCUUUGAUUUAUAGUUAUAGAGUCGUUAAAACAAUUUUGGGUUUGAAUCUUUUACAAGAGUAAAGCUAUGUAUGUACGAUUAUUUUAUAAAAGCAAUCAUCAUUACCAAUGUUUUAUAUUUAUGAAAACUAAUAAAAUAAAUUUUAAAUUUACAACAGG
This is a messenger RNA of Lucilia sericata (common green bottle fly), 1863 nucleotides long. RefSeq lists its product as uncharacterized. The record is from RefSeq and is a predicted model, not a curated record. The transcript is spliced from 5 exons. NCBI's taxonomy places the organism in Eukaryota, Metazoa, Arthropoda, Insecta, Diptera, Calliphoridae. Bases 96 to 1514 code for a protein of 472 amino acids.